Molecule: messenger RNA, 3706 nt
Organism: Numida meleagris (helmeted guineafowl)
Lineage: Eukaryota; Metazoa; Chordata; Aves; Galliformes; Numididae
Gene: MRE11
Product: MRE11 homolog, double strand break repair nuclease
Exons: 20
Coding region: 231-2327 (698 amino acids)
Biological process (GO): double-strand break repair via homologous recombination; telomere maintenance; mitotic intra-S DNA damage checkpoint signaling
Cellular component (GO): Mre11 complex; nucleus
Molecular function (GO): DNA endonuclease activity; manganese ion binding; 3'-5'-DNA exonuclease activity
Source: RefSeq, a predicted model, not a curated record
GGGUGAGCCCCGACUGACCAAUCGCGCAGCUCGGCGGGAGAGACCGCCAACGCGAGCGCUCUGCAAGUGGGCGGAUCUCGCGAGAGCGGCGCGGGGCUCGGCCGGGUGCUAUAGAAACGGCGUGAGGCGGUAGCGGUGGGUGGCACUGAUGCAUCUAUGACACUAGGAACCGAUUCUCUGCCCUCUCUCACUGUGGUUGGAGCCUUUUUUUGAGGAAUCCUAGCAGGAAGAUGAGUGCCUUCAGCUUGCAGGAUGAUGAAGAUACCUUUAAGAUACUGAUUGCUACUGAUAUUCAUCUUGGCUAUUUGGAGAAGGACCCAGUGCGUGGAAAUGACACAUUUGUAACUUUUAAUGAAAUUUUGGAGCAUGCUCAAAAAAAUGAAGUGGACUUUGUUUUAUUAGGUGGGGACCUCUUUCAUGACAACAAACCUUCCAGAAAAACGAUACAUACUUGUUUAGAGUCACUAAGAAAAUACUGCAUGGGUGAUCGUCCCGUUCACUUUGAAAUUCUGAGUGAUCAGGCAGUUAAUUUUCAGUUCAGCAAGUUUCCAUGGGUGAACUAUCAGGAUGGAAACCUCAACAUUUCUAUGCCAAUUUUUAGUAUUCAUGGCAAUCAUGAUGAUCCCACAGGGACAGAUGCACUGUGUGCACUGGAUAUUUUAAGCUGUGCAGGAUUGCUGAAUCAUUUUGGACGUUCAACUUCCGUGGAGAAAAUAGAUAUUAGCCCCAUUUUAUUACGGAAGGGUAGAACAAAAAUUGCUCUGUAUGGCUUAGGAUCCAUUCCAGAUGAGAGAUUGUAUCGUAUGUUUGUCAAUAAACAAGUAACCAUGCUGAGACCAAAGGAAGAUGAAGACAGUUGGUUUAACUUGUUUGUGAUUCAUCAGAAUAGAAGCAAACAUGGAGCCACAAACUACAUUCCAGAGCAGUUUUUAGAUGACUUUAUUAAUCUUGUUGUGUGGGGUCAUGAACACGAGUGUAAAAUAACUCCAGCCCAAAAUGAACAGCAACAUUUCUACGUUACUCAGCCAGGAAGUUCAGUGGUGACGUCUCUGUCCCCAGGAGAAGCUGUGAAGAAACACGUUGGUUUGCUGCACGUUAAAGGGAAAAAAAUGAAAAUGCAGAAGAUUGCUCUAGAGACUGUGCGAACUUUCUAUAUGGAAGAUGUUGUCCUAGCUGAUCACCCAGAACUUUUCAAUCCUGACAAUCCUAAAGUAACUCAGGCAGUACAAGCAUUCUGCAUGGAAAAGGUUGAGAUGAUGCUGGAUAAUGCAGAAAGAGAACGCCUUGGAAAUCCACGCCAGCCAGAGAAGCCUCUCAUUAGACUACGAGUUGAUUACACGGGUGGCUUUGAGCCAUUCAUCAUCCAUCGUUUCAGCCAGAAGUACAUGGAUAGGGUGGCCAACCCAAAGGACAUAAUACAUUUUUUCAGGCAUCGUGAACAAAAAGAGAAGAACGACAAUGACCUUAAUUUUGGAAAGCUGUUUAGCAGACCUACAGAGGUGACACUGAGAGUGGAAGACCUUGUAAAGCAAUAUUUUCAGACAGCAGAGAAGAAGGUACAACUUUCACUUCUAACUGAAAGAGGAAUGGGAGAAGCAGUGCAGGAAUUUGUGGACAAAGAAGAAAAGGAUGCCAUAGAGGAACUGGUGAAAUUUCAGCUAGAGAAAACACAAAGGUUUCUUAAGGAGCGUCACAUUGAUGCAGAGGAGGAAAAAAUAGAUGAGGAGGUGCGAAAAUUUAGGGAGAGUAGAAGAAAAAACACGGAAGAGGAGGAUGAGGAAGUUCGUGAGGCAAUGACAAGGGCUAGAGCUCACAGGUCCAAGGAUGUCGUUCUUGACUCAGCCUCCAGUGAUGAAGAACUCAUGGAUACAGAGAUGAAAGCCUCUGGUGAUUCAGAUGAUGAUAUUCCCACAACUCUGAGCCGAGGAAGGGGUAGAGGUAGGGCAAGAGGUGCAAGAGGGCAAAAUUCAGCAGCAAGAGGGUCAUCUCGAAGGGGAAGAGGAAACACUAGCCAAGGGUCAUCUACUAGCAGCAGAACAUACAAGUCUGUGCCUGACAAGAAUUUAUCUAUCAUGGAUGCCUUUAAGUCUUUGAAACAAGAGCCUUCCCAGAAUGCAUCCAAAUUUUUCUCUGAGGAUAUCAUGGAUGAUGAGUUGGAUCUAGAAGAGGCUCCUAUUAGGCUUUCUUCCAAAGCAAACCAAAGGUUCUCAGCUGCAUCUUCAUUUAGUAAAAGAGGUUCACAAAGCCAAAUGUCUAGAGGAGUUGAUUUUGAGUCAGAUGAGGAUGACCCGUUCAAAAACACUGCAACAUCACGAAGAAAUAAAUGAUCUCUGCCUCACUACACAGAAGAGACUGUGAAGUAACUGGAAAGUAGUUUGCGAGGCGUACUCUGCGUGACGUUUCUCUGUACAUGACGGUUUGCCUUCAGCCUUCACUUCUGUGAAAUGUUUUGAGUGGCACCAAGUUUAGUAUCCGUUGGGUGUUACGUUAACGGGUGCGUUAGACUAGAGCGUCUCAUAUUCUGAAGUACUGCCUGGAACUAAAUUCUUUCUGAAACUUCUAAAAGCUUGUCUUCUCUCUGGGAAGAUAACAUAACAUAAUCUUACCUUUUGUAGAAAACUCCAUCUCUUGGACUUCACUUCUUUUUUUUUUUGCGGGGAAGUAUGAAUCUGUAGGAGUCUGUAAGUAUAGAUACGAGCGCACACUUGGCCAGCGAGACAAAACUUGCAUUUGUUUUCAGUUUUCUACAGUUACAGUUGAAAAUUCUAAAGAGUACUAAUUUAAUCCAAAGAUGCAGUUUUCAGUAGUAAAGCUGGAAAAUGUUCUAAUACUUUCAACUUAAUAGGAGAAUUAAACCCACUGUUGUACUGUUACUAAAUAUCAUAGCACACAGCAAUGACUUUGUAAUUCAAGAACUCAGAUAGAACUGAGUUGUCAGUGCUUGCCUUGUUAGUAAGCUUUAAGAGCUAGAACCUUACAGCCUCAUGAGGAAUGCUGAUUGAAGAAUAAAGCAAUGAGCUAGUAUCAAGCAAGCUAUUGCCUCUUACUGUUUUCUUAGCUAAGAGUUUUGCAGGUGUCUGUUGCCUCAGUCUUCCUAAAAUGUUGCCACUGUUUAUCAAAAGAUUUCUUCAAAUGACAUUUUUAAACUGUGGUACUUGAUUCACAGUGGGGGAAUCACUCCUUCUGUUGAGGGAGACAAGACCCAUUUCUCCUUCCCCUUUUCCACCUCUGGGCCCCUCUGUGCAGAAAGUGGUGUUCUACAGCUACAGCCUUUAGAAUUAAUCAAGGGAAAAGCUACAAGUGUUCACCAGCUACCACCCCAGCACAUCACAGAAAUACCAAGUGCCAUGAGUAAUUGAAGCCAUGCUUUUGCAUUUCCAUGUCCUCUGUCUGAGAGACUGGGCAUUUCUGGUAUUCUGGCUCUCACUGAACACGACCGUUACUUCAUGUGCAUGUGUGCUGUAGCAGCAGAUCUAAAUCACCCUUGAGCUUCCUGAAGACUUCCAUAGAGAUGAUCAAGUGUAAGGCUCAGUAGCAAUUUGCAAAGAAAUGCAAUUGCUUAAGGUAUCAGGAAAUAAUUUGGUGUGUCUUUACUUUCAUACAGAGCUGCCAAAGCUAUUACAAUGUUACCUAUGCAAUUAAAAAAGCCUCUGUAAAUGCCUUCCAGGAUGAAGGUUUACUUUUUAAAUAAACUAUUUCUGUGUAA